AUGAAGAUCCUGGUUCCCGCCAUUGCUCUCGCCCUCGUGGCAACAUUGUCGUCGACGGCUGCUCAACGCUUUUGCGGACAAAACGAUCAGAAGGCCCUCCCCCCCUACACGGUCUACAACAACCUGUGGGGUCAAGCCAAUGAUCCAAAAGGUACCCAGUGCACGGAAGCCACCCGUGUUUCGGACAACGCUAUAGCCUUCACGACAAAGUUCACGUGGACCGGCGGCCAAUACCAGGUCAAGUCGUUCGCCAAUGCAGCACUCACGUUCGCGCCCGUGAAGAUGUCCCAGGUGAAGAGUAUGCCGACGGAGGUUCAGUACGAGUUCAAGGAGACCGACAACUCCCUCAUCACCAACUUCGCGUACGACAUGUUCUUGAGACCCGAUCCACAAGCGAAUAACAAGUACGAGGUGAUGGUGUGGUUGGCCACUUUUGGCAAUGCCGCGCCUUUGGCCGAUAAGUAUCCCGCGAAGCCCAUCAAGGAGAACGUGAAGGUGGGGGGUGUCACGUUUAACUUGUACAAGGGAAUGAAUGGGAAAGUCACAGUCUUCACGUUCCUCGCGACGGUGAAUACCAAUCGGUUCAAAGGAGACUUGAGGAACUUCUUCACGCAGCUUCCGGACCCGAAACUUCUCGACGACCAGUAUUUGGUCAAAGCCGAGACUGGCACGGAGCCUUUCCAGGGACAUGCCGAAAUGGUCGUGUCGAAGUACUCGCUUGAGAUCAUCUCGUAA
Peronospora matthiolae is the source of this 735-nucleotide messenger RNA. Lineage: Eukaryota; Oomycota; Peronosporomycetes; Peronosporales; Peronosporaceae. The record is from the annotation of a GenBank genome assembly.